AUGGCUCCAAAUAAAAAAUAUUGGUUACUCAAUUUGCUCUUUGUUGGCGUUGACUUUUUUCACUACGCUAGCGGCCAGUGUAUUGGAACUGGGGAAAUUAUCAGAACAGGUAGAGGCGCGAUCCAAUCUCCAAAUUAUUUAGAUGAGCAAGGAAAGGAAGCUGAAUGUUCAUGGAAGUUUGUGUUACCUGAAAAGAAUUACAUGUUGAAUUUGACUAUUGUCUAUCAGAGACUCUACUUCGUUAAAGAUUCAAAUCCACAUUGCAUUGGAUCUUACAUUUUAACAAUAAACAACGUGACAAGACGAUGCGAUAAAUAUAUUAACUGGCCGACUUACACUGUAGCGGAAUCCAUUUUAUUCUACAACUCGGAUAUCUGUGAUGAUGCUACUAAUCCACCACAAGAAGGCGUGGCGGUUUGCUAUGUAUCUGACGGUGGAACAACAGCCGGGUAUAUAGGGUCAUCGAUAGGUUUUCGAAUUGAAUACAGAUUCACCGAGUGUGCUGAAGAAACAACGACUAAAUACGACCAACAAGCGAGUACCGAUCCAAAACACAACCCUCCUGUUCCUACCACAAAAGUAGGCCCCCCCUCGACCGUUGCUACAAUAACUACAACUGAGGAUACACAGGCAGGCGCGACGACAGAGUGUGACAUUGAAGGGCCGACUACAAGGGCAAAUCCUGUUGAAACCGGGAGCACUCGGGAAUAUUUCACAAGUGAUUCAAGUCCAAUUACAGACAACGACGCUAUAAUAUCCAUAGAUACUGAUGGCACCAAUUCAGAUGGAAUAAGCGACACUGCCAAGCUUUUCCUCGUUUCUAUCCCAGGAUUCGUUGGCAUUAUAACACUUGUGGCGACUGCAAUUGCAUUCUGCAGGAAGAAAGGAGACAAAUCUCAAGAUGGGAACAAAGUUGAACAAGAGAAUGGGGGCAGCAAUCAGAUGGAAAACGUUGAAUCUCCAAUUCAAGAACUGGGACAAGAGGCUGCUGAAGCGGCGGAACUUGAUGAGGCGACAACUUCAACAAUUCAAGAGGAAGAAUCUCCGUAUACAAUCAUGUAUUCUGCUAUUGCCCGGAAAGACGAAGAGGAAGAUAAAAAAAAAUCCUCAUGCGAUGAAGAAAAACCUUCGGCGAUUGAAGACGAGCAGAAACACGAAAUGUAUUCUGCGGUUAUACGGAAGACUGAAGGAGGUGACAAAGAGACGAUUCAUGUGUGAUCACCCGAUAGUUGUCCUGCUGCUACCUACGAUGACGGACUGCUUAUGUUUUAGAUAUCUGCCUUGCUAGUCAGAUUUCGAUUUUCAAAAUAUAGCCCAAACUCAUAGUGAAAGCGAGAAGGGGUACAGGGAAUUAAUUAACAGACACGCCGUUUUCUUGUUGUUUGUCUUCGACAGACGUGGUCAUUUUGUAAUUGGGGUUGUUUUCUUUGUAAUUAAUUACUGGGCCAAUCGCAUUCAAAUCUUAUGUCCUACAAGCUAAAAAGGUAAUAAUAACAUAUCUUUUAUUGACUCUCUGAAACACUUUGCUUCACCCCACAUUUUUCUCGAUUUUCCAUCUAACACUAUCUGCCAGAUUUCAUCCAUCGAAAUAAGCCAGUUCACGGUGCUCGGCACCAGUACCCCCUCCGGUUUUGUUCAUUUAUUUCAAUGUUUUAUAUUAGUAUUAGACUCUUAAUAUCAACAAUUUUUCAAGAAUUUAAUCGACUUCCUACGUUUUGUAUAAGUGUCUCUCAACUAUUUCUGGGUUCCUUUUAAUUGAAUUGACUGA
This is a messenger RNA of Styela clava, 1768 nucleotides long. RefSeq lists its product as uncharacterized. NCBI's taxonomy places the organism in Eukaryota, Metazoa, Chordata, Ascidiacea, Stolidobranchia, Styelidae. The record is from RefSeq and is a predicted model, not a curated record.